AUGACAUCGACUACGAAGAAAGUGCCCAUUCCACCAAGGGGCGUGGAUUACAGAGGCAAGAUUGUGCUUGCACCAAUGGUUCGGUCAGGAGAGCUCCCAUCUCGCCUCCUCGCACUUCAUUAUGGCGCAGAUCUCGUCUGGGGGCCGGAGACUGUUGACAGAUCCAUGAUUGGCACAACUCGCAGAGUAAACGAAACUUUAAAGACGAUUGAAUUCACAAGAAUACCCUCCCAAGGCCAUAAAGACAAAAAUCAAAAUCUCAAAGAGAGUGUCAUAUACCGAAUCCACCCAGAGCGCGAAGGAAGCCGAACCAUAUUUCAGGUUGGCACAUCAGAUCCCGAGAGAGCAGUUCAAGCUGCGCGCGUCGUCGCUCGCGAUGUCGUCGGAAUAGAUGUGAAUGCUGGGUGUCCCAAACCAUUCAGUACACAUGGUGGAAUGGGUGCUGCUCUGCUUCAGACCCCAGAUAAAUUGUGCUCCAUCCUCGAAGCGCUCGUAAAGGAAAUUGUACCGGAAUUCGAGAUCGGCAUAAGCGUUAAGAUUCGUUUAUUGGAGACGCCCGAGAAAACCGAAAGUCUUGUUCGAAAACUAUGCGCCACUGGAAUUACAGGUCUCAUAAUUCAUUGUCGGACCACACCGAUGCGACCACGAGAACGGGCCAUUCGAGAACAACUUAAAAUGAUUGCGGAUAUAUGUCGUGAAUCGGGCGUAGCAUGUCUUAUGAACGGAGAUGUAUACAAUCGAAAAGAGGCGGAGCAAUUAAUAUCAGAAUUUGGUGUGGAUGGAGCGAUGAUCGCAACAGCAGCCGAAACGAACUCAAGCUGUUUCCGGAGCGAAGCAGAUGGGGGUUUAGCACCUUGGCGAGAAGUCGUAGAGCAAUAUCUAAAAACUUGUCUCGAGGUCGAAAACAAGUGGGGAAACACGAAGUAUCUACUCAACCACAUUAUUCCAGGGAAGCAGCCAGAAUACAAUCUGGUCACAGCAACAAAAAGUUAUACCCAGGUUUGCAAAGUACUGGGCUUAGAAGAUCUGGAGGCACAAGCAAGAGAGGUCGAUAGAAGCAUUGGUAUUGAUCCAGACACCGAAAAGCUUGGGCGAAGACAGCAGAAGAAGCAGAACCUGAAAGAGAACCAAAGUGCUGUAGCCGCUGGUGGUGGCAAAAGCAAGAAACAGAAAAAAGUCAGAGCCGAGAGAGGAGUUCCUAAUCAGCAGAAUAAUGAGCCUCCCGCUGCUACGAACGGUGUCGCUAUCGUCUCAUGA
Molecule: messenger RNA, 1257 nt
Organism: Glarea lozoyensis ATCC 20868
Lineage: Eukaryota; Fungi; Ascomycota; Leotiomycetes; Helotiales; Helotiaceae
Product: FMN-linked oxidoreductase
Exons: 2
Coding region: 1-1257 (418 amino acids)
Biological process (GO): tRNA dihydrouridine synthesis
Cellular component (GO): cytoplasm
Molecular function (GO): flavin adenine dinucleotide binding; tRNA dihydrouridine synthase activity
Source: RefSeq, a predicted model, not a curated record